CUAGAACUCUUCAAUUUUGAAGGCAAAUUAAGACAAGCAGUUGAAAGCAAAAUUCUAGAAAAUGUCAACAGAUUCGCCACCGAAAACGGUGGCUUAUUUCCUUGACCCUGAUGUUGGAAAUUUCCAUUAUGGCCCAGGACAUCCUAUGAAACCUCAUCGUAUAGCUCUGACACACAGUCUAGUAUUAAACUACAACCUUCACAGUAAAAUGGAGAUAUACCGGCCCUACAAAGCCUCCGCCCACGAUAUGUGUAGGUUUCACUCAGAAGAGUACAUUGAUUUCCUACAGAGAGUCUCGCCAAAUAAUGUCACCAAUUUCACUAAACAGCUCAGUAUGUUCAAUGUCGGUGAUGACUGUCCUGUUUUUGAUGGCUUGUUCGAUUUCUGCUCCAAGUACACUGGUGCAUCACUAGAGGGCGCUGUGAAACUCAACAACAAACACUGUGACAUAGCAGUGAAUUGGUCUGGGGGACUUCAUCAUGCCAAGAAGUUUGAGGCCUCUGGGUUCUGUUAUGUUAAUGACAUUGUUAUCGCAAUAUUGGAGCUUCUAAAGUACCACCCUCGAGUGCUGUACAUUGAUAUUGACAUUCAUCAUGGCGACGGAGUACAGGAAGCGUUCUACCUCACUGAUCGAGUCAUGACCGUGUCCUUCCACAAAUACGGAAACUACUUCUUCCCCGGCACAGGCGAUAUGUACGAGAUUGGUGCUGAGAGUGGUCGACAUUACUCCGUCAAUGUGCCGCUAAAAGAAGGGAUAGAUGAUCAAACUUACAUCCAGCUCUUUCAGCAAGUGAUGAAAUCUGUGAUGGACUUUUACCAGCCAACUUGUGUAGUAUUACAGUGUGGAGCUGACUCUUUGGGCAAUGAUCGUUUAGGAUGCUUCAACUUGAGUAUAAAAGGCCACGGGGAGUGUGUGAGGAUUGUAAAAGAGUUCAACAUCCCGAUGCUGGUGCUGGGGGGAGGGGGGUACACCAAGAGGAACGUGGCCCGCUGCUGGACCCACGAGACCGCCGUGCUACUCAAUGAAGAACUCAACAACGAGAUUCCAUUCAAUGAUUACAUCCAGUAUUUUGCUCCAGAUUUCACUCUUCAUCCAGAUGUAUCAACAAAACAGGAAAAUCUCAAUACAAAACAGUACCUGGAUAACGUGAAGGCGACGGUACAUGAACACCUGAGGAACCUGAUCAACUCCCCCAGUGUCCAGAUGCAGGACAUUCCUCCGGAUCUCCUCAGUCUGGAGAACACAGAGGAACAUGAUCCAGAUAUCCGGAACCAUCAGGAUCAGACAGACAAAAGAAUUGAUCCUAAUAAUGAGUUUUACGAUGGAGACCAAGACAAUGACAAAGAUGGUUUCUUGGAUGUCUGACAAAAAGCAGUGUGACAAACAUCAGAAAAAAUGAUUAAGGACUAGAAAAUUAGAUGCUAGUACCAGUAUCUAGCAAAGCAAAUGAAGAAUCUGAGAUAUCUAGAAAAAAUCUUGAGAUUUUUCAGGAAUGUCUGACAUCAGAUGACAACUGAAAUAAGAUAAUUACAAAGGCAGCUAGCACACAAACUUCUAUCAUCACAAGUUGACUUGACUGUUCAAUUUAGAGGUUCAUCAUCCUCUUUUGGGUAAAAAGGGGCCUAUGAUUUUUAAAUCAGCCUCUAUUACAUUUCACAAUUUGUUCAUGCAUCUUUUAAACAUUGAUUUAAAAAAUCACAGUGUAAUGUAUGUCUUUUGAAUAUGAUGUUUUUGGACAACAAAAGAUUUGGAUGUGUUGUCAGUUUUAAUUGUUACUUGUAAUAUUUAAUUCCCUAUCAAGACAUUGGUAAGGAAUAGAGACGGUUAAGAGUGUCUGUAUUAUGGCUUAUCUGAUACAGUGCUAAAUUUCCUCGGUUGUUGAUUUUAUUUUUGAGUGGAGGAUCAGAAAUGAAAAACAAACUCAAUCUUUAACAUUACAGAAUUUAAGGAAAAAACUUGAAGCAAUUCAAUUUCUGGAAUUCAACAUCGUGCAAGAUUAAUUUUUUUUUUGUCAUUUGUACAUUACAUCAUAGAACUGAUCCCGAGGCUUUGGUAUCUUAAAUGGUUUCAUAUUUCACAAUGUAAAUCAUUUUUAGUAUUUUGUCACAAGUAUGUACAUUAAUGUCUGUGUGUGCGUCUGUGUGUGUAAGGUAUUAUGGAUCUGAUAAACAUUUGAUAGAUAUUGUACAUAUAAUAAAUGUAGAAAAUCUUU
Messenger RNA from Magallana angulata, 2213 nucleotides. RefSeq names its product histone deacetylase 3-like. The record is from RefSeq and is a predicted model, not a curated record. The coding region runs from base 62 to 1366 and encodes 434 amino acids. The transcript has 13 exons. NCBI's taxonomy places the organism in Eukaryota, Metazoa, Mollusca, Bivalvia, Ostreida, Ostreidae. Gene Ontology annotation, molecular function: histone deacetylase activity.